AUGCGUGAGGAGUGCCCAUGUAUGUCACCUGCAGGUGUUCACAUCUCUCGUGAUCACUUUUUGUACUGCCGUGCUCUUGAUCCUGACUUAAUCGAUGCCUUGCCGCCUGCUCCUCCUGGUGUGCACCGUAUUGAUCAUGCUCUUAAUUGCCUGCCAACCACUGCCUCUGCUGGUCCUCCUGCUUACUGGUCUGCUCUACUGAACCUACUGUAUGCUAUCGAUUGCCUUGUGCAUCCUCUGGCUGUCAUUGCUCCGGAUCCAGAUCCAGCGUCUCUUUGGUACUCUCGUACUGGUUGA
Messenger RNA from Mucor velutinosus, 297 nucleotides. RefSeq names its product Suppressor protein stp22 of temperature-sensitive alpha-factor receptor and arginine permease (gene STP22). NCBI's taxonomy places the organism in Eukaryota, Fungi, Mucoromycota, Mucoromycetes, Mucorales, Mucoraceae. The record is from RefSeq and is a predicted model, not a curated record. The coding region runs from base 1 to 297 and encodes 98 amino acids. The transcript has a single exon.